This is a messenger RNA of Thelazia callipaeda (thelaziosis nematode), 3039 nucleotides long. The record is from the annotation of a GenBank genome assembly. Lineage: Eukaryota; Metazoa; Nematoda; Chromadorea; Rhabditida; Thelaziidae.
CUGCAAAGAAAGUAUUGCAAGUGUAGUGGUCAUCGGCUAUUGCAUCUAUCUUUCAUAAAAAUCGUUUUAAUAAAUGUUUGUCCAUAUGAAGAAAUUGAAAUAGUAACAGUACGUGAGCCAUGCGUGCAAGCAUAUACGAAGUAUAUAAGAAGCCGAAAACGUGGUUGUAAUGGACAAUUUCGAUCUUGUUCUGUUCGAGAGCCUAAGAUAGUUUAUUAUCGAACUUACAAGAAUGUUACACGAACUAGAAGACAUAUCACUGCACAAUGCUGUGCUGGUUGGAUUCAGCUCCCAGGCAAGGAUGGCUGUCAAAGAGCAAAUUGUACCUCAGAGUUAUGUCAUAACGGAGGAACUUGUCUUUUGUCUGAAACGGAAACAAAUGAUAAAAUUUGCAAGUGUCCUGCAGGAUUUCAAGGAACUCGAUGUCAAUAUGACAUAAAUGAAUGCUUAAUUGCAAAUGGUGGAUGUUCUCAUGAUUGCGUAAAUACGAUUGGUACAUAUUAUUGCCGUUGUUUUUCUGGUUUUGAGUUGGAUGAUAAUGGAAAAUGCAGUGACAUUGAUGAAUGCCAAUUUGAAAAUGGUGGUUGUGAAUUUCGAUGCUUGAAUACAGAAGGUGGAUUUCGAUGUGAGUGUCCACCAGAAAUGCAAUUACAUUCUAAUGGCCGAAAAUGUGUUCAACAAAAUUCGUGUGCUAAGAAAAAUGGUGGAUGUGAUCAUAUAUGUGAAGAACGACAAGGAAGAUACCAUCGGUGCAGAUGUCGACAUGGGUACAAAUUAGCUACUGACAAGAGAAAAUGCUAUCCCAUUGAUCCAUGCGCUAUAAAUCGUGGUGGUUGCGAACAACACUGUAUGAAUGAUCACGGAAGAGCAGUAUGCCAAUGUUAUCAUGGUCUCAGGAUAGGAACUGAUCAGAAAUCUUGCGUUGGUUUAUGUCGAUGCUACCCUGGAUUUCAGUUGAAAAUAGAUGGACAUCGAUGUGAACCGAUAGCUGAUCCAUGUCAGAUGCAGAAUGGAGGCUGUGAUCAUACUUGUAAAAGUGAUGCAAAUGGCAAGAUACAAUGUUUAUGUAAGCCUGGAUUUGAAUUAUCAGAUGAUGGCAAGAAAUGUUCAGGUACAAAAUUGCUAAAAAUUUUUGAAAAAAAAAUUUCGUUAAAAAAAAUAUGUAGUCAAUUGAGUAUUUCCACAGAUAUUGACGAAUGUGCAGAAGGCAACGGUGGUUGUAAACAGUUGUGUAUAAAUUUACCAGGAAGUUAUCAGUGUUCUUGUAAAAUCGGCUUCCUGAUGAUUUAUGAUGGACAAACAUGUGAAGACAUUAAUGAAUGUAUUGCGAAUAAUGCUGGCUGUGAACAUCACUGUACAAACACCGAGGGUGAUUACAUUUGUUCAUGCAAAAAAGGAUAUAGUUUAGCUUCUGAUAAGCAUUCUUGUCACGAUAUAAACGAAUGCUUAAUUAACAAUGGUGAAUGCAGCCAUAUAUGCAGAAAUGAAGAAGGUAGCCACUAUUGUGAAUGUCUCCGUGGUUUCAGGCUUGCAAAAGAUCGCAAGACUUGCUUAGGUGUGCAUUUUUACCCCAGCUGGCUCAAACUUGUGAUGUCAUAUACUUUGCAGAAAAAAAAGACGUUUACAGGUAAAUGUCGUCGUGAUAAGAGCGCUUGUGAAUGUGCUGCAGGCUACGAAGGUAUAAUUUGCGAAAAAGUAUGCGAAGAAGGUUCGUGGGGGUUAGCUUGUAACAAAACUUGUCAAUGUGAUGGCCAAACUUGCCAUCAUGUCACUGGUCACUGCGACUGUCCAUUAGGUGCUCAUUGUGAAGACACUUGUCAGCCUGGCUUCUAUGGAACUUCGUGUAGUUUACCAUGCCGGAUGAACUGCACUGAUAAACGAUGCGACCGAAAAUAUGGUUAUUGUAUUUGUCCUGCUGGUUAUCAUGGUGAAAAAUGUAAUGAAACUUGUUCGAAGCAAAGUUACGGUCCAAACUGUCAUCAAAUGUGCAAAUGUCAUACGAAAUAUUCCGAAGGAUGUGAAUCGAAGACAGGGAAAUGCAUUUGUAAAAGUGGUUACUAUGGACCAUUCUGCGAACGGCGUUGUCCAAUUGGCUUCUAUGGGCCAUCUUGUUUGAAAAAGUGCCUUUGCACAAAGAAUCAGCACUGUGAUUCAGUUACUGGUCGCUGUUCCAAAAAGUGUCCUCCAGGAUACACUGGUGAUCGCUGUGUAACUCCAUGUCCAGCUGGUAUGUACGGAUAUAACUGCAGUGAAAAAUGCAAAUGCGCUCACGAGAGAGCUCAAAUUUGUCAUCAUGUCACUGGAACGUGUACAUGCCCUCCUGGUUAUUUUGGAGCUUUGUGCGACAUGCCGUGUCCUAUGGGUUAUUUUGGUCCGAAUUGUCUAUAUGAAUGCGCUUGUGAAAACGGUGGUUCUUGUAAUCCCAGUGAUGGCUACUGUAUUUGCCCUCCAGGAUAUUAUGGAGCUACUUGCAGCGAAGUUUGUCCUAGCAGUAAUUUCGGCCAGGACUGUAUGCAAUUAUGUGAUUGCUACAAUGGUGCCACAUGCAAUUCUUCUGAUGGUUCAUGCAAAUGUUUGACCGGUUGGAGUGGUCAAAAGUGUGAUAAACUAUGCGAAAAAGGUUAUUUUGGAGUAAACUGCAGUCAAAAGUGUGAAUGUGACCGCGGAAUGCUAUGUGAUCCAGUUGACGGACAAUGUGCUUGUCCAACGGGAUACCGUGGUAGCAAUUGUGAGCUGCAAUGCGAGCAAGGUCAUUUUGGUAUUGGCUGUAAAGACAUAUGUUUAUGCAAAAACAAUGCAACAUGUGAUUCUGUUACUGGUACCUGCAUCUGCAAGCCAGGUUGGCGUGGUCGAUAUUGUCACAAACCAUGUCCUGAUGGACGAUACGGUUUAGAUUGCAAAAAUGUUUGCAACUGCUCCUCUUCAGAAGACACUCAAACAAUAUCUGCCACACAAUGCCAUCCAAUAACUGGAAAAUGCUUUUGUUUUGAUGGUUGGACUGGAUCUGACUGUCAAACUCCAUGUCCUUCAAACAGGUAG